Molecule: messenger RNA, 4552 nt
Organism: Oncorhynchus gorbuscha (pink salmon)
Lineage: Eukaryota; Metazoa; Chordata; Actinopteri; Salmoniformes; Salmonidae
Product: solute carrier organic anion transporter family member 2A1-like
Exons: 14
Coding region: 269-2122 (617 amino acids)
Biological process (GO): prostaglandin transport; sodium-independent organic anion transport; transmembrane transport
Cellular component (GO): membrane
Molecular function (GO): protein binding; prostaglandin transmembrane transporter activity
Source: RefSeq, a predicted model, not a curated record
CACACCAGAGUAGAACACUGUGGGACAGCUAUUACCUCGUCAACAUAGAGAAACUCACUGCUGUUGAGUUCUGCCCUGGACUGGACUCAUUCUCUCUCUCUCUCUCUCUCUCUCUCUCUCUCUCUCUCUCUCUCUCUCUCUCUCUCUCUCUCUCUCUCUCUCUCUCUGUCUCUCUCUGUCUCUGUCUCUGUCUCUGUCUCUGUCUCUCUCUCUCUGUCUCUCUGGAUACCCUUACUCUUCACAGCAAAAGGAGAUUUGUGUCAAAGAUAUGAAGAAACCAACAUCUGUGUUUAGCAAUAUAAAGCUGUUUGUGCUGUGUCAUGGCCUGCUGCAGCUCACCCAGCUGCUCUACAGUUCCUACUUUAAGAGCACCAUCACCACCAUCGAGAGACGCUUUGGCCUCAGCAGUUUCUCCUCUGGCACCAUCUCCUCUCUGCACGAGGUGGGGAACACAAUUCUGAUAGUGUUUGUGAGUUACCUGGGCAGCAGGGUCCAUCGGCCUCGUCUCAUCGGACUGGGUGGUCUGCUGAUGUCCAUCAGCGCUCUCAUCCUGGCCCUACCUCACUUCCUGUCCCAGCCUUAUAACUAUGACUCUGUCAUACAUGAUCGCCAAGACCUGUGUUCCCUCCCAGGUCCCUCCAACAUGACAGAGGCCUGUGGAAAGACAGAGAUCAAGCGUAUAGCAGACACCAACAACUUGUGGCUGCUCAUGGCUAUAGCUCAGCUGCUGUUCGGAGUGGGGUCUGUUCCCAUACAACCCUUUGGUAUCUCUUAUGUGGAUGACUUCGCCGGACGAGGCAACUCCCCCCUCUACAUAGCCAUCCUGUUUGCUGUGUCUGUGUUUGGACCUGCCUUCGGUUUCCUUCUGGGCUCCGUCAUGCUGAGGAUCUACGUGGACGUGGACAGAACCGGCUCAGUCUCCAACGCUGAGCUGGCCCCUACAGACCCUCGCUGGGUGGGUGCGUGGUGGAUGGGCCUCCUCAUCUCCUCUGCCAGCCUAGCUCUGACCUCCAUCCCAUACUUCUUCUUUCCUCGCAGCAUGUUGCUGGAAGGCAAUAGUGGAACUGAAGCUGCCAUUCAGAAUGAAGACUCCAAAAAGCCAGACUUCUCAAUGCUUGAUUUCCUGAAGAUGUUCCCCAGGCUGUUUGUCCGUCUGCUCCUCAGUCCUCUGUUCCUGCUGUUGGUUCUGUCUCAGUGCUGUUUCUCUUCAGUCAUCGCUGGCCUCGCCACCUUCCUCACCAAGUUCCUGGAGAGACAGUACAGUACCACCACCGCUUACAGCAACCUGCUCAUAGGUGCGGUGAACCUUCCGUCCGUUGCCGUGGGGAUGCUGGUGGGCGGAGUCAUCAUGAAGAGGACCGGUCUCUCUCUGAAGACCAUCCCUCGUUUUUCUGUCGCCAUGCUCACCAUCUCUGUCCUCCUCAUCAUCCCUCUCUUCUUCAUGGGCUGCCCCACACAGAGGGUGGCGGAGGUCAACUACACACCCCAUGGGUUUCUGGCCACCUGUUAUUCCAACUGCUCCUGUCCUGCUGACUCCUUUAACCCAGUGUGUGGAUCUGACAACACUGAGUACCUGUCUCCCUGCCACGCAGGCUGCAAAGACUACACCAAAGACCCCAAGAACAAAUUCAGGGUUCUGAAGUACACAGACUGUAUCUGCAUAGCUUACAGCCAGGGUAGUGGUGGGGGUACUGCCCGCCCCGGUCCUUGCCCCAACCAAUGUCCUCACUUCCUGCUUCCUGUCAUGUUCCUCAUCUCUCUGGCCGGGUUGAUCGCCUCCCUAACACACAACCCCAUCUAUAUGAUGGUCCUCAGAACUGUUCCCCAUGAAGAUAAAUCCUUUGCCAUAGGAGUCCAGUUUUUGCUCAUGAGAGUGCUUGCCUGGUUACCAGCCCCAGCUCUGUUCGGCAUUGUCAUCGACAGCUCCUGUAUUUGGUGGAAACAUGCCUGUGGCAACCGGCUGGGCUGUGGUUACUAUGACAAUAACAUCCUGAGGAACAGGUACCUGGGCCUGCAGGUGGGCUUCAAGGUGAUGGGGAUCUUCCUGCUUGGGGUGGUGGGCUGGAAGGUCCUGAGGACCAGGGAGUACAGCCUGGAGAAGAGGCCUGAUGGACCACUCUGAUCUGGGAUACGACUGACCUCCUGGCUCCCUACUCCGUCCUCUCUCCCUUCUCACUUUAAAAGAGUAGUCUCAGGUCCACUACUGUUCCUUUCAACAGUCUGCUGAGGUGUUCUGUCUGAAUGUGCUCUCCUUUUUUAAUUUGACCUUUAUUUUACUAGGCAAGUCAGUUAAAAACAAAUUCUUAUUUUCAAUGACGGCCUGGGAACAGUGGGUUAACUGCCUGUUCAGGGGCAGAAUGACAGAUUUGUACCUUGUCAGCUCGGGGAUUUGAACUUUACAACCUUUCGGUUACUAGUCCAACGCUCUAACCACUAGGCUAUCCUGCCGCCCCCUUUUACCCACCUGAUCCACCUAACCUGUCUCACAUGAGAGAAAUGACUCACCUAUCAACUGCCAGUGGGCAAAGUCCACUAUGCCUUUCAACGGUCUGUUCUCAAACCCAGCUGAUCCUCCUGUUAGUAACCUCAGCACUGUUCUCAAACCCAGCUGAUCCUCCUGUUAGUAACCUCAGCACUGUUCUCAAACCCAGCUGAUCCUCCUGUUAGUAACCUCAGCGCUGUUCUCAAACCCAGCUGAUCCUCCUGUUAGUAACCUCAGCACUGUUCUCAAACCCAGCUGAUCCUCCUGUUAGUAACCUCAGCGCUGUUCUCAAACCCAGCUGAUCCUCCUGUUAGUAACCUCAGCGCUGUUCUCAAACCCAGCUGAUCCUCCUGUUAGUAACCUCAGCGCUGUUCUCAAACCCAGCUGAUCAUCCUGUUAGUAACCUCAGCACUGUUCUCAAACCCAGCUGAUACUCCUGUUAGUAACCUCAGCGCUGUUCUCAAACCCAGCUGAUCAUCCUGUUAGUAACCUCAGCGCUGUUCUCAAACCCAGCUGAUCCUCCUGUUAGUAACCUCAGCACUGUUCUCAAACCCAGCUGAUACUCCUGUUAGUAACUUCAGCGCUGUUCUCAAACCCAGCUGAUCAUCCUGUUAGUAACCUCAGCGCUGUUCUCAAACCCAGCUGAUCCUCCUGUUAGUAACCUCAGCACUGUUCUCAAACCCAGCUGAUCCUCCUGUUAGUAACCUCAGCACUGUUCUCAAACCCAGCUGAUCCUCCUGUUAGUAACCUCAGCGCUGUUCUCAAACCCAGCUGAUCCUCCUGUUAGUAACCUCAGCACUGUUCUCAAACCCAGCUGAUCCUCCUGUUAGUAACCUCAGCACUGUUCUCAAACCCAGCUGAUCCUCCUGUUAGUAACCUCAGCACUGUUCUCAAACCCAGCUGAUCCUCCUGUUAGUAACCUCAGCGCUGUUCUCAAACCCAGCUGAUCCUCCUGUUAGUAACCUCAGCACUGAAGGACACUCCAGCUCUGGUAAGGAUACUAUAACCCUCAUACAGGACACUAAAGCUCCCCUUCGACCAUCCUACACAAUCCCCACACGGGGAAGGGGGUCAGUAUCCCUACAUGGGGAAGGGGGUUAGUAUCCCUACAUGGGGAAGGGGGUCAGUAUCCCUACAUGGGGAAGGGGUCAGUUUCCCUACAUGGGGAAGGGGGUCAGUAUCCCUACAUGGGGAAGGGGGUCAGUAUCCCUACAUGGAGAAGGGGGUCAGUAUCCCUACAUGGGGAAGGGGGUCAGUAUCCCUACAUGGGGAAGGGGGUCAGUAUCCCUACAUGGGGAAGGGGGUCAGUAUCGCUACACUGGGAAGGGGGUCAGUAUCCCUACAUGGAGAAGGGGGUCAGUAUCCCUACAUGGGGAAGGGGGUCAGUAUCGCUACACUGGGAAGGGGGUCAGUAUCCCUACAUGGAGAAGGGGGUCAGUAUCCCUACAUGGGGAAGGGGGUCAGUAUCCCUACAUGGAGAAGGGGGUCAGUAUCCCUACAUGGAGAAGGGGGUCAGUAUCCCUACAUGGAGAAGGGGGUCAGUAUCCCUACAUGGAGAAGGGGGUCAGUAUCCCUACACGGGGAAGGGGGUCAGUAUCCCUACACGGGGAAGGGGGGUCAGAAGCAGUGAAAGGUGUUGAUGUUAGAUCAUUUUGAAGGACGAAACGUGCACAUUGAAAACUGUACACUUGCUGUUAUCCCAGGGAUGUUGUCCAUUCAGGGUUCUAGUUGCAGUAGACAACAACGUUAAAGCUAGCUUAAUAUUUAAGUUUUGUCUUUAACACAGAGGCAUUUUGGUGAGUGACAUUAUAGAGACUGAGUUUUUGUUUGAGAUGUCUAAAAACAUAUUUUUUUUACACAGAAUAGUAAUUUUAUAUGAUCAAUAUCUCAUCAGCUGUAAUCACAAUAAUAUGCUAUGCAUCAAAUAUCAAUUGCACUGUUUAAAUAAUUGUUAUCUUGUUGAAAUAAAAUGCCAAUACAAUAUGGUUAGUUUUGGAUCAUCAGUUUGCGUGCUUUAUAUGCAGCAAUAAAUACUUGUAACUUCUGUAAAUAAUACAAAUCUUUGUUUUA